CUUUUGUACCUUGGAGAAGGCAAAAUACAGGACAAGAACCUCCCACACCGCACGAAGCUGAUGGAAAUGAUUCUCAACGAGUUCCGGACUGAGUAUUGCAAAAUUAAAGAUGAUCUAAAGAAUUCUCUUGGUCGCAUAUCUCAUACCACCGACCUUUGGAGUGAUCAGAACCUGGAUAGUUUCAUGGCACUAACAGCACAUUUCAUGAUUCAUGAU
Suillus bovinus is the source of this 216-nucleotide messenger RNA. RefSeq lists its product as uncharacterized. The record is from RefSeq and is a predicted model, not a curated record. The annotation marks the transcript as partial. The transcript is spliced from 2 exons. NCBI's taxonomy places the organism in Eukaryota, Fungi, Basidiomycota, Agaricomycetes, Boletales, Suillaceae.